GUCCGAUGGUCAUGAAUUGCAUGAUUGAUUUAGUCCUGCGCGAUAUAAAUGCGCAAGGAUACAUGCCAAGGGGAGCAGAAGGACAUUGACGGCGUGGCUGGUGCUGGUUCUAUUGUAUGGUGUUAUUCGCUGUUUAUUAAGUUGUAUCAGUUACUUUUGUGCAUACUGAAUUGUAGCAGUAAAAGCCUCUUAUUUUGUGUGCAAAUAUCGUGUGUUGCCUUGGGGAAAGCUUAGCAAGAUAGAUAACAUUGAAGAUAGAGGCGGGACACUACAACUGGCGACGAGGAUAUUGGAAGAUAUCGAAUUACAAUUGGCGAAGACCUGCUGGACUUGGACGAUAAAGGAAAUCGUUGGUAACUUUUUUGAUUGAAACAGAUCUAUUCUAUAUAGCAGGAAUAUAGCCAUCCAAGAUCAUGCAGAAUAACAUUGGAACGAUGCAACCAUUUGAUUCCGAUGGAGACCCGCACGGUAUUUCCCAACGGUGGCAACGUUGGAGACGUUCAUUUAAAUUAUAUUUGACGGCCAAGGGAACGACGGAAGAUAGCUCCAAGAAAGCUUUGCUUUUGUUCACCGCUGGUGUAAAGGUACAAGAUAUUUUUUAUACUUUAGCGGGACUCGAUGAAGAGAAAACAUUUACCGAAACUUUAAAUUUACUUGAUGAAUAUUUUACUCCGAAAUCCAAUAUUCCUUUUGAAAGACAUUUAUUCAGGCAAAUUAAACAGGCCAGUGAUGAAACGGUCGAUCAGUUUGUUUGUAGGUUACGUCAAAGAGCAACAACAUGUGGCUUCGAUGAUAAAGAAGAUGAUCACAUACGGGACCAAGUGAUUGAUAAUUGUCGGUCCAAUUCCAUGCGACGAAGAUUUCUCGAAAAGGAAAAUCUCGAAUUAAGUGAUUUGCUAAAAAUUGCAAGGGCAAUGGAAGCUGUUGAUCAUCAGGCAAAAGCAAUUGAAGCUGACGCAGAAUCGCACCAGGUGAAUUUAGUAAAUAAUCCAAGCCGUUAUACAUCUGUUACAGGAAAGGAAAGGGAAUGUUACUCUUGUGGCCGAAUCGGACAUUUUUCCAGAGAUAAGAUGUGCCCAGCAAGAGGUAAACGAUGCUCAAAAUGCGGAAGAAUGGGACAUUUCAAAGUUCGAUGUGGUAAAUUUCGAGGUAAACCUGCACGGCAACAAGGACAUAAUGAGCGAUGCCGAAACCAACCGAGAAUAAAUAAAAACGGUAAGCGGUUGAAUGAUACGAAUUGUGUUGAUUGUUCGAAUGACGAAAAUAGUGAGUUUACAUUCACCGUGAGAGAUCACAAUUCCUACCAUGAUGGAAUAAUUACUUUAAAUGUGGGAGGAGUUAAUUUGUCGAAUGUAAUAAUUGAUUCGGGUGCUUGCCGAAAUUUCAUGGGAAGCAAUACUUGGGAAUGGCUGAAGAGUGAGAGAAUUGUGUGUAAUUCGAGAAAAUGCUCGAUACCAUCACUCUACGCUUAUGGAAGUACUAAACCACUUCAGGUUUUAGGUACGUUUACUGCUAAUGUUUUCGUUUUGAAUAAUGAAAGUAAAUGUCGGACUGAUUUUGUUGUUGUCAAAGGCAAUUGUCAAACUUUGUUAGGAAAAGAAGCUGCAACAAAACUUAAUGUAUUAAGAGUGGGGCCCGUGAAUGCAGUGAGUUCCAAAACUAUUGAUACUUCAAAUUCUGAUAUAUUUUCCAAGUAUGGAAAAUUGUUUGAAGGAAUUGGCCUUUUAAAAGAUUACAAAUUGACUUUGAAUAUUGACAAAACUGUUAAACCAAUUGCUCAACCUCUGCGCCGUAUACCAUAUGCGUUGCGAGACAAAGUAGAUGCAAAAAUAGAUGAAAUGCUGAAAGCAGACAUAAUCGAAAAAGCGCCUGAAGGUCCAAGUACCUGGAUUUCGCCUUUAACUGUAGAUCAUAAAAAGGAUGGAGAUAUUAGAAUUUGUGUUGACAUGCGCCGAGCUAACCAAGCCAUACUCCGUGAAAGGCAACCUAUACCGACUGUUGAAGACUUACUCCACGACUUGAGCGGAAGUGCCGUAUUUUCGAAGUUAGAUCUGAAAUGGGGGUUUCAUCAAAUAUUGCUUGAUGAGAAAUGCCGAUAUAUCACAACGUUCGUAACUAAUAAUGGAAUUUUUAGAUACAAAAGACUUAUGUUUGGUUUAUCAUCUGCACCAGAAAAGUAUCAGCAAAUAAUCAGAGACGUUGUGAGGAACUGUCGGGGUGUCGCAAACAUAGCGGACGAUAUCAUUAUCCAUGGGCGGAAUGUGAAGGAACAUGAUGAAAGAUUAUUUGAUGUUCUUGAUAAGUUGGACAAAGCCGGUCUAACGCUGAAUGGUAUGAAAUGUCAAUUUCGACUUCCUGAGAUCAAGUUUUUUGGUCAUAAGCUCACAAGUCAAGGUAUUGAUCCUUGUGAGGAAAAGGUGGCGGCAGUAAGAAAUGCACGACGACCAAAAGAUACCAGAGAAGUGAAAUCUUUUAUGGGUCUUGUUCAAUAUUGUGCAAAGUUUAUACCAAACCUUUCUUCGAUUGCAGCGCCUUUACGUGCAUUGACUAAGAAAAAUUCUAAAUUUGAUUGGGAUAAGCAAUGUGAAAAUUCAUUCGAAAGAUUGAAACGUUCAUUAACUAAUGCAAACACAUUAGCUUAUUUCAGAUCUGACUGCAGGACAAGAAUAAUUGCAGAUGCUUCACCGACAGGACUAGGAUCCGCUUUAACCCAAUUGCAAGACGGAAUUUGGAGAGUAAUUUCGUAUGCUUCGAGGACAAUGUCAGACGUAGAAAGACGAUAUAGCCAGACGGAAAAAGAAGCAUUAGCUCUAGUGUGGGCAUGUGAGAGAUUUAACUUGUAUAUUUUUGGCAGGAAAUUUGAACUUGAAACCGAUCACAAACCUUUGGAAUGCAUAUACUCUAAAACUUCAAAGCCCUCAGCAAGGAUUGAACGAUGGGUAUUGCGAUUGCAAGCGUAUGACUUCAAGGUAAUAUACCGACCGGGUAAGAAUAAUAUUGCUGAUGUAUUAUCUCGUCUUAAUGCGCCUGACCAGCGUGAUACAACAGCGGAAUAUGAUUUCUUCAUACGAAUGGUUGUACAAAGUAGUUGCCCGAUUGCUUUGACGCCACAUGAAAUUGAGCAGGCAUCUGCUAAAGACCCUGAAUUGCAAAUUGUGAGAGAUUGCAUUAAAUCACAGAAUUGGUCAAAGUGUGGUAAUUCAUUUUUGCAUGUGAAGAAUGAACUUUGUAUUUAUGGUCAAUUAAUUUUACGUGGUACGAGAAUUGUAAUUCCACAGAUACUCAGAAAACGUGUUCUAGAGCUUGCACAUGAAGGACACCAAGGAAUUGUGAAGACGAAAAAUCGACUUCGAAGUAAAGUGUGGUGGCCAAACAUUGAUCGUGAUGCUGAACGAAAAUGUAAAGUAUGUCAUGGAUGUCAGGUAACAAGUUCGUAUAGUCCGCCCGAACCAAUGACGCGAACACGACCACCCAGUGGACCUUGGAUAGAUUGUUGUGCCGAUGUUUUAGGACCUUUGCCUUCUGGUGAUAACAUACUGGUCUACACCGCAUACAACGACAGGAGUAUCGCCAUAUUAUUUGAUGUUUGGUCGAGAGAUGAGAACAAAGCUUCCAGAAAUCAGACCAAAAUUAUGAGCGUCCAAGGCGAGAACGAAAACUGCCUUCCAGAUUUAAAGACUUUGUAA
Styela clava is the source of this 3686-nucleotide messenger RNA. NCBI's taxonomy places the organism in Eukaryota, Metazoa, Chordata, Ascidiacea, Stolidobranchia, Styelidae. The record is from RefSeq and is a predicted model, not a curated record.